AUGUCAAGUAAUAUGAAUCCAUUAUUGGAAGAUCCAUCAAUUGUUAUAAUUGCCGAUAAUGAUUCAACAACAAAAUCAAUAUCUCAACAACCAACAACCAACACUACUACUACCACCACAAGAACUUCAUCUGUUCAUAGUUUGGAUCCAAGUAAUGCCUUAUCAAAAUUAUUAGAUUCGGCAAUUGCUCAUGCAGCAAAAGAAUCAACUCCAGAAGUAAAUGAAUUUGAAUUUGAUCAACAAAAAUCUAAUAGUAAUAAUGAGGAUGAUGAUGAAUUAUUUAUUAAUUCAAUCCCACCUUCAAAACAAGGAAACAAUAAAAUUUAUACUAUCAAAUAUUUAUUAUCUACCCGUAAUGAAAUUGAACCAAUUGAUGUUAAUGAUAAAUUACCAGAUAAAUCAUUUUGGAGAUUAGGAAAACCUCGAUCUAAUAAUGAUGGUGGUAAUGCAAGUGGUGGAUACAAAAAGAAGGGUAGACGAGGUGCUAAUUAUAAUGAAACUUGGGAAAGGAAAAAUAGUACUGGGAGUGGUAACUCAGGACGUGAUCGUCAUGGUGGUGGUGGUGGUGGUAAUGACAGACAUUUAGGAUUUAAUAAAUCUUUUGAAUUGGAUCAAUUAUCAAAUGAUAAGAUAUCACAAUUAUUAGGUGAACAAGAAAAUGAAUUCGAUACUCCUGAAUGGGAUGAUGUUGAAUCGUCAAACAAAAACAAUAGUAAAGAAAAUAGUAGUAGUGGUUUGAUGAAUAUGGGUCAAACAGUUGAAGAUUUUGAAAAAUGGAAAUAUCAAAUGAAAUUACAAGCACGAAGAAAAAAUGGUGAAGUUAUUGAUGAAGAAAAUGAAGAACUAAAUACUGAUACUAAUGCUGCUGCUGUUCAUGCUGGUAAUGAAGUUGAUAAUUUUUUUUCAUUUGUUACUCAAGAUCAAGUUAAUGAUAACAUUGAUAAUGGAAGAAUUAAUGAUAAUGAAAAUAAUUCUAAACCAAAUAAUGAUCAAUCUAAUAAUGAUAAUGAUAAACCUCAUCGAUCAUCAAGAUUUUCAUCAUUUUUCCAUCAACCAAAAGAAAGUUCUAGUCCAGCUACAACAAGUGUUCAAACUCAAUCAAAUAAUGGUCAACCUACACCAAAUGGUACACAACCACCACCACCUCCUCCUCCACCUGGAUUUUCGAAAUUUUUUGGAGGUCAACCACAGCCAUUAUCACAACUGGGUCCUUCAUCUACAUCAACACAAACUCAAGAGCUAGUACAAGGUCAACAAUUUUUCCCACCUCAUCAACAACCAACACAACCACCUCAUGUUUUACAAAGACAAGGUUCAUCUGUUUCAUCACAAGGUUCAAUUACAGGUCCACCACCACCACCACCACCAACACAACCAACACAGCCAACACAGCCACCAGUGACAGCAGCAUCAAAUGACAAUUUUUUCAUGUCAUUACUUAGCAAGAAAGAAUCAACAAAUAGUACUUCAAAUUCUGUUGCAUCUACCCCUGGUGCCAAUCUCAAUAUUUCUAAUUUGCCAAGUACACCAGGGAAACAACAAAACCAACCUUCUCAAUCUGAUAGCAACGACGGAGUUGCUUCAAGAAAAGAACCACAAGCAUUACAAGGUGUUCCUCAAGGUCUACCACCACCAUCACAGCAACAACAACAAUUUCAACAACCAAUGUAUUCACAAUUCCCUCCCCAACAAAUACCACCAAAUCAGAUACCACCUUGGAUGAGAGCUGGUCCACUUUCAGGUCCAUUACCACCUCAUCUACAAGGGAAAGGAUUCCCUCCACCGCCACCACCAGGAUUUAUCAACAAACAAUUGCCACAUAACCAGAACCAAAGUCCAGGCCAAAACCAAAAUACAAAUCAAAAUCUAGAUCAGCAACAACAAAGACUUCCUCCUCCAGGAAUGUUCCCACCUGGAUAUAUGCCUGGUCCACCAACGGGGUCUAAUUUCAUGCCACCACCACCUUCUCAGCAGCAACAACAACAACAACAACAGCAACAACAGCAAUUUAUUAAUAAUCCUAAUGCUAGAUUUGUUCCACCACCUCCAUUUAUGGGUAUGCAAUUACCGCCACAUUUAGCAAGACCAGAAGCUGUUCAAAACCAACAGCAACAGCAACAAAGGCCCCAAUCUCAAUCUCAACAAGGUGGACAACCACAGUCACAAUAA
This is a messenger RNA of Candida dubliniensis CD36, 2169 nucleotides long. RefSeq lists its product as uncharacterized. The record is from RefSeq and is a predicted model, not a curated record. Lineage: Eukaryota; Fungi; Ascomycota; Pichiomycetes; Serinales; Debaryomycetaceae. Bases 1 to 2169 code for a protein of 722 amino acids. The transcript has a single exon.